Messenger RNA from Girardinichthys multiradiatus, 2048 nucleotides. It is a transcript of the gene psmd5, whose product is annotated as proteasome 26S subunit, non-ATPase 5. The record is from RefSeq and is a predicted model, not a curated record. Gene Ontology annotation, cellular component: cytosol. The transcript is spliced from 10 exons. Gene Ontology annotation, biological process: proteasome assembly. The coding region runs from base 64 to 1578 and encodes 504 amino acids. Lineage: Eukaryota; Metazoa; Chordata; Actinopteri; Cyprinodontiformes; Goodeidae.
UAAGAGGCUAACGUGAUAUGAAGAAGAAGGGGAAGUACCUGGGGUUCCAAAACAGUAACCGUCAUGGCAGCCACCAUUCAAAGUUUACUGGAGGAAAUAUCUGGAGUUGAGGACCCAGUGGAAGAGCUCCAGAGCUUAAAAACCGCUUUGCUGUCCAUUCCACUCAGCACCCUGAGAGACUUUGUGAGCGGACAGCGUUUCGAUGUGAUUUUCUCUCUGCUGAACUCUAAUGAAAGGGAGCAGGUUGAUCUGUGCGUGGACAUUCUUGAACGCAUCCUACUAGCCCUCAGCCCUUUGCAUCUGGUCCAUAACUACAGAGGAAAGCUGCAAGAGGGUUUGAGCCACCCCAAUGACACUGUUAAGAUACUGGCCUUGACACAGAUUGGCAGGGUGGUGGAGCACCCAGAGGCUGUCACAGAAAUCGUCAACAACCAUGACAUUUUACGAGCGGUGAUCCUGUGCAUUGGAGAGGAGAAGAUAGCUGUGGCAAAACAGGCAAUUGAGUCCCUUUCGAAAAUAAGUCACUCUAAGCCUGGAUUAGACAAGUUAUUCCAGACUGAUCUCCUUGAAGUCAUGAAGGAAGUGAUGGCCAGAAGUGACGUAAUCAGAUACAGAAUAUAUGAGCUGGUGGUUGAAAUCUCAUCUUUUUCUCCCAUUUCUCUCGGUUACUGUGCCAACAGCGGCCUCAUUUCCUUGCUGCUCAGCGAGCUGACAGGAGACGAUGUCUUAAUCAGGGCCACUUCAACUGAGAUGGUGACCACUUUGGCCCACAGUCAGCAUGGCCGCCAGUAUUUGGCUCAGCAGGGUAUAAUGGAUAAAAUCUCCAACAUGAUCAGAGGAGCAGAGACGGACCCGUUCUCUUCACUCUACCUUCCUGGUUUGGUGAAGUUCUUUGGGAACCUGGCCAUUAUGGACAGCCCCCAGCAGGUUUGUGAAUCCUACCCAGUCUUCCUAAACAAGGUGUUUGACAUGGCCCUGGAUCCGGACCCCGUCAUGAUCGGAGUGGCUCUGGACACUUUAGGAUUACUUGGUUCUACAGUUGAGGGAAAGCAGGUUCUGCAGAAGACAGGAGACAAAUUCAAGGCUGUGUUUCUGAGAAUAAGCCAACUUGCUAGUUCUGGAGCUACUGAACUCAGAGUUCGGAGCUUGGACGCCAUAUCUCAGCUUCUCAUCCUUCAGCCAGAGCAUCAAACAGAAGACCUUUUGUCCCUGACAGAGUCCUGGUUCCACCUUCUGUCUAACCAGCCAAUGGACAUGAUUCGCAACAUCAGCACUCAGCCUUUUCCAGAGCUGCACUGCUGGGCUUUUAGAAUCUUCUCUGCCAUUGCCAGUCAGCCCUGGGGUCAGAAGAUAAUGAUUAGCACACCUGGUUUUAUGGAGUUCAUUUUGGAUCGCUCAACCGGCCAAACAAAGGAGGCCAAAGAUGCCAAAUUUGAACUGGUGAGUUGUCUUGUAGGCUCAUCUACAGCAUCAGAAAUACUGGGCAGUCCAAACUACAUCCGCCUGAAGACGUAUCUGAAAGAAGGACCCUACUACGUAUCAGCUGUGGCCGCGGUCAGCACAGAAGGGGCAGACUAAUUUACAUUAAGUCAGAAUACAUAAUGGACUGUAGGUUUAUUGCUGAAGUAUUUGGUAAAUUCCUGUCGAGAUUAACAUAACACCAAAUAAUUUGUUUAAAAAAAACACGUUUUGUGGCUUAAAUUAGCAAAUAUGCCACGAAUCCCCAGCAUGUUUCACGUUACAAAUUAAAAGCUGAUAAAGCUAUUCAGGCACAUUUAGGUUAUUAAUGGCACCACGGUCUGGAGUAAAAGUACUUGAAUGACUUUAUAGAUUUGAAACUGUAAUAGCACAUACUCAAAAGAAACCCUGAAGUAAACCUAGUGUUCGGGUUUUUACUGAGUAGUUCAGCAAUGAGUCUUGUAAAAUGUCAGAUAUUACAUGUUUUUCAUUCAGACACACAGUUCGCAUUAAACUGUCAGCUUAUCAAAGCAGUGCUGAUGUCCAAAAGUUUAUUGUUUUUUUUUUCAAUAAAUGUUUGUAAAAACACA